Molecule: messenger RNA, 884 nt
Organism: Sclerotinia trifoliorum
Lineage: Eukaryota; Fungi; Ascomycota; Leotiomycetes; Helotiales; Sclerotiniaceae
Source: the annotation of a GenBank genome assembly
CAAUUGGCAUUGGGAACUUACAUAUUCGUCAAAGCUGCAAAGAUAAAACUUAACAAUACCAAUUGAUAUCAAACUCUGCGGCAACGACAGCCAUUCAAUCGCACCAUCCUUCGACCCAGCUAGAAAUCUACAUCUCAAUCAACCAGCAAUAUGUCCGAACCAAGGGCUCGCGCCGCCAAAAAUCGCGGGCAACAAAACUUCACCGAAGCAGAACGUACGUUUCUUCCAGUCCUCUUCAAACCUCCAUCCAUUCCAUUCCCCAGUCAAACCCUAAACUAAACCCCCAACGCAGUAAAACACUUCCUCCACGCGCACGGCGACGUACAACACGCACUAGAAAGUACAACCAAAACGCUCGACGAAAUCGUCACCGAUUUCAUCAUCGAGCUCUGUUUCGAAGCAUCACGCGCUGCGCAAAUAGCCGGUCGACAAAAAGUCAAACUGGACGAUAUUAAAUUUGCUUGUAGGAAGAAUCCAGCUUUUCUUGGGAAGAUUACAGAGGUUUUUGAAAAGAAAAGUUUUAUUGAUGAGGCGAAGAAGACGUUUGAUGCGACGGAUGAUAAGUUGACGAAGUCGAGUGGGGGGAAGGUCGAGACGUUGGGGGAGGAGGAUGAUGAUGCUGAUGUGAUGAAUAAUGUUAAAGGGGGGAGGUGAUGGAUCGGGAUGUGAAGUUGGAAGUUUGAGGUUGGGAUUGGGUUUUUGUGGUUAGGAUUUGGCUUACUUUCGGAUACUUUGUGUUUGGCGCUGCAUAGGAUAGGAUAUGAUAGGAUGAUACCCAUACAGGAGUUCAUUUUUCGGAAUCAAUCAUGAUUAUUUGAAGUUUUUAUUAUGUUUGAUAGUUAAUAUCUCUUCUACGUCUUUUACUACCUAAGUUGAUAUCUGAA